AUGCGUCAUAUUGCUGCCUACCUGCUCCUCCAGCUUGGCGGGAAUGCUUCCCCGUCUGCGAGCGACGUGAAGAAGGUCCUCGAUGCUGUUGGCAUUGAGGCCGACGACGAGCGCCUCGAGAAGCUCGUCUCCGAGCUCGAGGGCAAGGACAUCAAUGAGUUGAUUGCUGAGGGCUCUUCGAAGCUCGCUUCCGUUCCUUCUGGCGGUGCUGUUUCUGUCUCUGGUGGUGGCGCGGCUGCCGGCGGUGCGCCCGCUGCUGCUGCCGAGGAGGCCAAGGAGGAGAAGAAGGAGGAAGAGAAGGAGGAAUCAGACGACGACAUGGGUUUCGGUCUGUUCGACUAA
Messenger RNA from Fibroporia radiculosa, 342 nucleotides. RefSeq lists its product as uncharacterized. The transcript has 4 exons. Gene Ontology annotation, cellular component: cytosolic large ribosomal subunit; ribosome. The record is from RefSeq and is a predicted model, not a curated record. Bases 1 to 342 code for a protein of 113 amino acids. Gene Ontology annotation, molecular function: structural constituent of ribosome. Gene Ontology annotation, biological process: cytoplasmic translational elongation. Lineage: Eukaryota; Fungi; Basidiomycota; Agaricomycetes; Polyporales; Fibroporiaceae.